GAGUACCAUGAUCCAUCUGGUAUCUUCCCUUUGAUCUCGCGUGACCUAUCUUCCAGGUUGCCUUUGCGCAAUCUGAACUGGAAAUCUCCCUCGAGACCCUUGCGCUCAAUAGGCGCUCUUCAUGUCGAAUUCGUUCCCGAUGCUCAGACCGAAGCUUCAGAGAGUGACAAACUACAGCGUGUCGACUCCUACGGCUCCAGAGCCGGUGCUCCUUCGGCUACCAAAGAGAGAAGACACCAGAUUCCAGGCCUGCGUCAAACUCCCUACCUCAGAGUCUACCUUCUACGAUGCGACGACAAGGACACAUACAAGGCUUCGUCGCGCCAGCUGCUCCGCGACUGGAUCAACGACGUGGAUCCUUCUUCUAAAAGCUCCUCCGCCAUUAAUCGCUCCGAGGACCACGACGCUGCUGAAUGGCUCAUCCUGCACGUAGUCAUUCCUGACACCAUCGCCGCUUCCGAACCUCGCUGGACCGCUGCAUCCAAGAAAGAGCCCGAUGAGUUGGUUGAGAGGCCGUCAAGCACUACUAAAUGGCCUGGCAAGAGCUCAAGGACUGUAUUGGACAAGAUACGCGCCGAUUUUACUGCUUCCUCCAAGUCUGGUCCAGAGCGUAUUGCUCAGAUAAGGCUGCAGAAGAAAGACGUGCCUCCACAACUACUACCUCAGACGCCUGUCGCUCAACCUUACAUCGAGAGCCCGCAAGAACAGGAUAACGCCUGGCAGGACCUUAUUGCAAAGUUCAAAACAUUGAUCUUGAUGUCCUUUGAUCUACGGGUGCUACAGUACGAGGAUGGUAUUCGUGAGAAGGACUCUCAACGUUCUCUACCUGGUUGGAAUUUUUGCACCUUCUUCACUUUGAAAGAAGGUCUAGCUCGUGGUUUUGAGAGUGUUGGCUUGGUCGAAGAUGCUUUGGCAAUAUAUGAUGAGCUUUCGGUAGGGCUCGACUCUGCUCUGCGUGAUUAUGAACCUGGUGCCACCCAAGGUACUUUCCUCGGUGACCUGAGCGCUCAGCGAAGCUCUCUUCUGGAGAUGAUCAACGCAUCAUCAGACACAUCCAAGCUUGAGCAACUAACUUUGCAGUUCCGAGAGACAUACAAGUUGCCAUUGGAUCUGACUAACAAGGACUAUCGUGGUGAGAUUGUUUCGAGCACAAUAUCUCUUUUGNACUUUCGGUCAUAUAUUUUCGCCAGGCAGAGGACACUUUUGCUUCGCUUGAGUGCUGGGAGUGGUAACCUUCAACAGGCCAGACCUUCCAGUGCCAGGGACAACCCCAAAGACGACAAUUUGACUUUUGCUGCUGAAGUUUGUAAGAGAGCGGCCCUUNUUGCUGCUACCAAUGCUCGUGCUCUUCGCAGCGGCCUUACCGAAGGGUACGGUCACAUCCUCGUGCAUCAGAUAGAUUCUUUUGUUGAUAGCUGUGUAGGUNCUGAAAUCAAUUCUCAUCUUUCUUCUCUCGCGGAAAACAUCGCUUCUUCCUGGACAUACGCUGUACUUGACCAAGUGCUUGAUGAGACCGCUUCAAAAGAUUCUUCAUCGUCCGGCGAGAAAUCACUACUACAGCCGCAAAACCAGACACCGGGCGUCUACUCCAGGAAGGAGGCCGGUGGUAAUUUCAAUUUCCCUCAGGGUGCAAACACUCAUCCUACGCGGUCGAGCUCUCUGCAACGCAGCGUGUCGUCCUCGUCACAGUUGACACCACAAACGAUAUAUGAAAAUGAACGAUAUGCCAGAUCUAGUCCCAAUACUCAACCUGACAAUGUAACCACGAAUGGAACUGGCACCGCUGUUCUUGCGUCUGGUCGAGCUCAACUUCUUCUAAUGCAACGGAGGAUUAUCGAAGCACUCGCGAAACAGAAGGGUUGGCUUUCAGGAUGGGCGGCGAUCAGUUCAACACAAACCCUCACCGACAUUGACCUUGACAACAAAGAAGUUGAAUCAGGGGAAGAGGGGUCCAAGACAUCGACAUCACCUGCAGAAACGGAGAAGAUAGCAAACAUGCUUCUUAGUGCCCCGCUUUCGGCUGCGCUCACAUCUUUGGAAGAGUUUAGAGCGGUUUAUGAGAAAUUGAGCGAGCUAGCAGUGUCACAUUUCACUACAGCAAAUCACUCCAAAUCCGCUGACUCUGUCCUGAGCGAUCUUGCUAUACUCAAANUAGUAGGUCUCUUGAAAACAUCGAUAACCCUCAUCUUUGCUGACUAUCAACCCAGCCAACUUGGUGAUGUUGCUCAGGCAGCUACUUACUUCCAGCGAUCAUCCACGACUUUCUCAAAGACGAGUUGGUCCUACGUCCACGGAGAGAUGUUGAGGAUAUACGCCAAAUGCCUUAAAGAUCUGCACCGGCGGGAUGAAUACAUGAGAGUUAUGCUAAGUCUGCUGGGCAAAGUUGUCGCACGUCGUACGACAAGAGCACUCCCUAGAGUACGCAGCACCUCCGCAUGGCUGGAUGAGGAGACUGUUGAUAUUAGUGGUGUCCUCGGAGAGCUCGUGAGCUUUUCAGAGGAAUUACCCUAUAACUUCACGGCCUCGAUGUCUGAUUUCUUUGCUGAAAUUGAUGUCAGCCCUGAAAUUGUACUACACUCAGAUCAGGAUGGAUUCGGCUUGAACGUUCGCUUUAAGCACCUUCUGGACGAUGACCUUAAGAUCGAUCGCGUCAAACUACGAUUGGUACUAGCAAGUGACGCUAGCCAGGAAAUACUUCUGCAGAGUGAUGGUCCUCUCGAGUUGAAACGAGGCCUUGCGAAACUUCAAGUUCACUCGAAUGUUACAACAUACGGGCAUUAUCUGAUCGACAAAUUGGUACUGGAGUCUAAGAAGCUACAGUUCACGCACGACUUCNAACCAAAACCUCAGACAACACCACUUGGCAUAACCAAUGCUAGCCUGUUCGAGAGAAGAUCCAGCUCGAGUGGGCCUUCAUUGCUGAUCUAUCCUCAUGGUGAUUCUCUGGAGGUUCGUGCGACGUUGGCCAACGAGAUACACAUCGACAAAAUACGAUCUGUUGUGUUCACAAUCUUGACAGGGCGUAACAAGACCGAAAGUCUUGACCUGCGAUUGAAAUCUGCUUCUGCUGGGUUGAGAUUACACACUGCAGAUGCUGCAGUUAUAGAGAGUGACCAUAGUCAGCUAGACACAUCACAGGCUGGCAUACUCAAGCUUGGUGUUGUGGAGGCAGGAGUUGUUCUCAAGGUUCUAGUGCCUUAUAGCACGGAGCGCAGCCUCGACGAGCUUACUGUCAAGCUUGAGGCAAACUAUCGUACCGGCAAUGGGUCGUUCUCGUAUCUGCGUGCUUCAACAAUACCGGCUGCGCUACCUCUGGAUGUGGAUGUUAACGACAUCUUCAAGUCUCAGGCUCUUUUCUCACGGUUCAGCAUCAGGACGACAAACGCGGUACCACUGAAGGUAACUAAUGUGCAGGUAGAAGACUCGCAGGCGUAUGGAGUGCGAGCUCUACCUUGCNCCUUGCCAAUGACUGUGUUUGACAAACAGCCGGCCAGUCUGACUUACAAAAUCACGAGAAAGGAUGCUGCAGGAAGCAAGCUGAACAAGAAGGAAGCUGCAUUGGCACUAACGGUCGAGUACAUACGCUCAGACGAGGCCAUUUUUGAAAAGCUUGGCGAUGUGCUCGAGAAGGCAGUUGCAAACAGUCCUNUUGCGACUUUGCGACGCUUGCUCGUGCCUACCUUGUUGAACAGAGUCAAAUCUUACGCACCAGCUCAGCAGCUCGAACAGGCCGUGCUUCUUAAUGAGUUUCAGAUACCCUCGUACGAGGCAACAGGGUGGGGAAGGAUUGUUGCCAGUCUCACACCUGACAAGCGACCGGGCCUGGACGAAUGGUUGCAAGAGUGGCACUCGGUAAGAUUCUUUUCCUAUGACCACUGUAAAGCCAGAUCUCAUACUAACUUCUUGUACAGANACAAUCAAAAGCUGAUUCUCGAUGAGUCUACGGCAGCUGCCCUAUCAAGGAAGAUUACGCUCUCGGUUGAAGUGCCAACAGUUGACGUCUUGCAUACCAUCACUCUUCACCUUGAUAACGACGACUCUACCAAAGCAGUCAUCAUCGGUCGUCCAAUUUCCGCCAUACUUGCCAUCAAACACACGACACGUUGGGCUAGUGCGGAUCUGACAACAGACACACCUCUAGCCUUUUCAUAUACCAUCGAUGCUCCUACAGACGGUCCAUGGCUCGUGGCUGGACCAAAACGCUCACGAUUCAACUACAAGCCUGAUGAAGAAGAGACCAAGAUCUCGCUCGUGCUGGUGCCCCUGAGACCGGGCAUGCACCUUCUGCCUUCUGUGGACAUCCAACCGGUCAUCACUUCUACUAGCAGCUCUGAUUCGAGCGGCGCAUCACGAUUGCUCGGCUCCAGACAAAAUGGUGGACCUGUCGAGGAAGAAACAAUACAGCCCCUGGUCAGCUGCGAGACUGAUUAUCACAACUCUGGCGAGACCGUCUUGGUGGUGCGAGAAGCGAGAACAACAACGGUGACGGUGAGAGAGCGGGAUAUCAUGCCACCGUUGCAGAGGAUACCCACCGCUACCGAGUCGGGAGGCAAACGCACCUUCAUCGUCCUCGUCAUUGCCACAAUCACUUCCUUUGUCGGCAAGGUGUUCUGGGACGGCAAGUACAAGGCCUCCCCCAAAAAGGAGGCUAAGAAAAAGGCAAAGAAGUACAGAGGCUCGGGGUACAAGCCUGCCAGACAUGAGAACUAUGAUGCAGAUGCUUGCAGAGGUUCGUACUUUGACGAU
Molecule: messenger RNA, 4746 nt
Organism: Aureobasidium musti
Lineage: Eukaryota; Fungi; Ascomycota; Dothideomycetes; Dothideales; Saccotheciaceae
Source: the annotation of a GenBank genome assembly